Molecule: messenger RNA, 1314 nt
Organism: Arabidopsis lyrata subsp. lyrata
Lineage: Eukaryota; Viridiplantae; Streptophyta; Magnoliopsida; Brassicales; Brassicaceae
Product: protein TOM THREE HOMOLOG 1
Exons: 11
Coding region: 152-1039 (295 amino acids)
Source: RefSeq, a predicted model, not a curated record
CAAAAAAAAUGGAAGAAAAAGAAAGAGAGAAAAAACUAAAACAGAAGAAGGAGAAGGAGAGAGGAGAAGUGAUUCGAUCGAUUCUCUUUUUCGUGGUCGAAAGCUAAAUCUAUUAGGAAUCUGAAUCUUGUAUGAGUUUUUUUUCCCGGAAAUGAGAAGCGGCGGCUUGGAAAUGAUGUCAUCUUCGGCGGCAGCAAUCGUAGCGUUUAAUUUGAAGGAGGCUACGAAUUGGUGGUCGGAUGUGAAUGAAUCUCCGGUGUGGCAGGAUCGUAUCUUCCAUGUUCUUGCUGUUCUAUAUGGAAUCGUUUCCGUCAUUGCUGUGAUUCAAUUGGUAAGAAUACAAUUGAGAGUUCCAGAAUAUGGCUGGACGACGCAGAAGGUCUUUCAUUUUCUCAAUUUCUUGGUGAAUGGAGUUCGAGCUCUGGUUUUUGUUUUCCGUCGAGAUGUACAGAAUAUGCAGCCAGAGAUUCUGCAACAUAUCUUACUUGACAUUCCAAGUCUUGCUUUCUUCACUACAUAUGCGCUUCUUGUUCUCUUUUGGGCAGAGAUUUACUACCAGGCACGUGCUGUUUCCACUGAUGGACUGAGGCCAAGUUUCUUCACAAUUAAUGCAGUUGUAUACGUAAUUCAGAUUGCUCUUUGGUUGGUUUUGUGGUGGAAGCCUGUUCACCUUAUGGUAAUCAUUUCUAGGAUGUUCUUUGCAGGUGUCUCAUUGUUCGCGGCCCUUGGCUUUUUAUUAUAUGGAGGAAGGCUUUUCCUGAUGCUGCAACGAUUUCCAGUAGAAUCUAAAGGGCGGCGCAAGAAGCUGCAAGAGGUUGGCUACGUGACAACCAUAUGCUUUACAUGUUUCCUCAUCAGAUGCAUCAUGAUGUGCUUUGAUGCGUUUGACGAUGCAGCAGAUCUUGAUGUCUUAGAUCAUCCAAUCCUAAACUUCAUAUAUUACCUGCUGGUGGAGAUAUUGCCUUCGUCUCUGGUCCUCUUUAUCCUAAGAAAGCUUCCACCAAAACGCGGAAUCACACAGUACCAUCAAAUCCAAUGAACAUGUUCAGAGAAUCGAAACACUGAGGUAACUAUGGUUCCUCUACUGAGAUGAUACAAUACCAGAGAAAAACAUAAGAAACAGCUGAAAAAGGGGUCAAAAGAUGAACUGUCUCUCUUUUUUUUUUUUGGUUAAAACCGGAAGUUAAUAUCUUGUAGGUACCGGUAAACCGAAGGGUUCUUGUUCCUUUCAUAGACAAAAUGUACAUUGUAAGGGAUUGCAGAACAAUGGGUUGUAAUUUCUUUCUAACUAAUUGAAUGUGGUUGAUUAGUAUA